This is a messenger RNA of Hevea brasiliensis (rubber tree), 2155 nucleotides long. Its product is annotated as indole-3-acetic acid-amido synthetase GH3.6. The transcript is spliced from 3 exons. The record is from RefSeq and is a predicted model, not a curated record. Gene Ontology annotation, molecular function: indole-3-acetic acid amido synthetase activity. Bases 93 to 1931 code for a protein of 612 amino acids. Lineage: Eukaryota; Viridiplantae; Streptophyta; Magnoliopsida; Malpighiales; Euphorbiaceae. Gene Ontology annotation, cellular component: cytoplasm.
AACCAAAACCAUCUCUCUCUCUCUCUCUCUCUCUCUCUCGUACAAAAAGACACUGCUUUCAAACAAAGUAUCUCUUAAAUAGUGCAAAAGCUAUGCCUGAGGAACCAAAAAACACAUUGAAACCCACAUAUUACAAUCUUGGAGGGAAUAACAACAAAACCCUUCAGUUCAUUGAAGAUGUUACUUCAAACCCUGAUGAGGUGCAGAAGAAAGUCCUUGAAGAAAUCCUCUCUCUCAAUGCUCACGUUGAGUACUUGCAAAGGCAUGGCCUUAAUGGGCACACUGACCGUGAGACUUUCAAAAAACACAUGCCUAUUAUCACCUAUGAGGAUAUCCAACCUGACAUCAAUCGUAUUGCCAAUGGCGAUACCUCUCCAAUACUUUGCUCUAAGCCCAUUUCAGAGUUCUUGACAAGCUCUGGGACCUCAGGAGGGGAAAGAAAGUUGAUGCCAACAAUUGAAGAGGAGCUAGGAAGGAGGUCACUGCUUUAUAGUCUGUUAAUGCCUAUUAUGAACCAGUUCAUUCCUGGCCUAGAAAAAGCGAAAGGGAUGUACUUUUUGUUCAUAAAAUCAGAGGCUAAGACACCUGGUGGCCUCGUGGCAAGACCAGUUCUCACUAGCUACUACAAGAGCUCCUAUUUUAAGAAUAGGCCAUAUGACCCUUACACUAACUAUACUAGCCCAAAUGAAACCAUUCUUUGCCCUGAUUCUUACCAAUCUAUGUAUUCCCAAAUGCUCUGUGGGCUUUGCCAACGCAACAAAGUAUUCCGUGUAGGUGCUGUUUUUGCCUCUGGCUUUAUUCGGGCAAUCCAUUUCCUAAAAAACAAUUGGCAACUUCUUUGCAAUGAUAUUAGAAUAGGCACAAUUAACCCUCAAAUCACUGAUCCUUGUGUUCGAGAAGCUGUCAUGAAAAUCCUUAAACCAUAUCCAAAACUUGCUGAUUUUAUUGAAGCUGAAUGCAGUCAAGAUUCUUGGCAAGGGAUUAUAACAAGGAUUUGGCCUAACACCAAGUACGUGGAUGUUAUUGUGACAGGGACCAUGUCUCAAUAUAUUCCUACUCUAGAUUACUAUAGCAAUGGCUUGCCUUUAGUUUGCACCAUGUAUGCCUCCUCUGAGUGCUACUUUGGCGUCAAUCUUAAUCCUCUUUGCAAACCAAGUGAAGUUUCUUACACCCUCAUUCCUACCAUGGCCUAUUUUGAGUUUUUGCCUGUCCAUAGAAACAAUGGGGUCACCAAGUCAAUUUCCAUGACCAAAUCACUCAAUGAAAAGGAGCAACAAGAAUUGGUUGAUCUUGUUGAUGUCAAGUUUGGCCAAGAAUAUGAGCUUGUUGUCACCACUUAUGCAGGACUUUAUCGCUAUAGAGUUGGUGAUGUGCUAAGGGUGGCUGGGUUCAAGAACAAGGCACCGCAAUUCAAUUUCAUAUGCAGGAAAAAUGUGGUCUUGAGCAUUGAAUCAGAUAAAACUGAUGAGGUUGAGCUACAAAAUGCAGUGAAGAACUCUGUGAACCAUUUGGUCCCAUUUGAUGCAACUCUAGUUGAGUACACUAGUUAUGCAGACACCACUACUACUCCAGGACACUAUGUAUUAUUCUGGGAGCUUACCCUUAACGGGUUAACCCCAAUUCCUCCUUCAAUUUUUGAGGACUGUUGCUUGACUAUUGAAGAGUCACUUAACAGUGUUUAUCGCCAAGGGCGUGUCUCUGAUAAGUCAAUUGGGCCACUUGAGAUCAAGAUUGUUGAGCCAGGUACUUUUGAUAAGUUAAUGGACUAUGCCAUUAGCUUAGGGGCAUCAAUAAACCAGUACAAGACCCCCAGAUGUGUGAAAUUUGCACCUAUUGUGCAGCUUUUGAACUCAAGGGUCAUUUCAAGUUAUUUUAGUCCUAAGUGUCCAAAAUGGGUUCCUGGUCACAAGCAAUGGGGUAACAAGAACUGAAUCUAAUGGAAACAAUACAGAGUUCGUGCAUGGAGGUUCACAAGAACUAUUUUUGUGGUCAUCUCUAAGGUUAAAGGAACCUUUUUAGGUUAACAAUGUUUUAAUGAUCUUCUCUCUUUUUCUUUCUUAAUUUUGUACUUCCUUGAAUUUUUUAGCCUUUGUUUAAUAUGCUUAGGUACUUCUUGCAUUAGCAAUGUAUAAAAACAGUUCAUGUUCCAAGCAAA